AUGGCUCUCGAUCUAAAUAAAAAUCAUAAUUAUAAUUUUUGUUUAAGUCGAAAACGUUGUUUUUUAAUACUUCUAUUAUUUAAUUCUAUUAUUGCUUAUACUUAUUACAUACAUGGACACAAUCAAUCUAAACAUAUAGAAAAUACUGCAAUAAAGUCACGACAUAUUAAUAUUAACUCUAAACAAAAACAAUAUUCAAGUGAAACUAUUCAACCUAUUGAUUUUAUUCGAAAUACACUCGAAAAUGAAUAUAAUUAUGAUGAUUUAGUAACAUUUUAUAAUCUUGUUCAAAAAGAAUUUUCCUUAGGUUUACGAUGUACAAGAAAACCAAUUAAACUUGAAACAACCACUCAAUAUAAUUAUACUAAUAAUACACAAAUCAAUAAUAAUAUUACUGAAAUCAGAUCAUUAUCUACAACAACAACAACAACAACAACAACAACUUCACAAAUAAAUCAUUCAUAUAUAUCUUUAUCUCGUCGUAAUCAUCGUACAAGUCUUUAUUCAUAUACAAUCGAUAAUUUUGAUGCAUGUUUAAAUGAAUCAAUUGAUUUACUUAUUAUAAUUAUAUCAAAAUCUGAUAAUUAUAAAACUCGUGAUGCUAUUCGUCGAACAUGGGGAUCAGGUAAAAAUCUUGGUAAUUAUUCAUCAAUAAAUAUGAAAAUAUUUUUUCUUAUUGAUUUUGAUGAAAAAUUAAUUUCAAAUAUACGUCUUGAAAAUAAUUUAUUUCAUGAUAUAAUACAAGUUGAAUUACCACCACAAUAUACAUUAGUUACAUAUCGUGUUUUAUCUAUAUUUGAAUGGUCAUUUCGUUAUUGUCGUCAUGCAAAAUUUUUAUUUAAAACCGAUGAUGAUAUAUUUAUUAAUUUAAUAUUAUUAUUAAAAUUUAUUUCACCAUAUCUUAAACAAAAUAUAAAUAAUUCAUUUCAUAUAUCUGAUAUGAAUAUUUAUGGUUAUAAACAUUAUCACCCGGGAGUUUUUCGUCAAGCAAAUGAUCCAGUUGGAGCUCGUUAUGUUAUUACUAUGGAUGAAUUUCCAUGUGCACAUUAUCCAGAUUUUUUAUCUGGUUUUGGUUAUUUAAUACCAAAAAAAGCACGAGAUGCUCUAGUUUAUGCAUCUUAUCAAGAUCCAAAUAGACCAUUUAGAAUUUCGGAUGUUUAUCUAACAGGUAUUCUACCAGAUUAUUUAUCUCUUCGACGUCAACCAAUGUUGGAUUAUAAUAUACGUUAUCAAGGAAAUUGUGAAAAUUUUUUUGAACAUCCAAAAUCAUUUGCUUGUGCUGUUGGUUUACAUCAUGGAGAUACAAGUGAUGUUUUUGAUAAAUUUAAUCGUUAUUGGCAAUGUGUAAAAAAAUUUCUUUAG
Messenger RNA from Rotaria sp. Silwood1, 1362 nucleotides. The record is from the annotation of a GenBank genome assembly. NCBI's taxonomy places the organism in Eukaryota, Metazoa, Rotifera, Eurotatoria, Philodinida, Philodinidae.